Octopus bimaculoides (California two-spot octopus) is the source of this 2107-nucleotide messenger RNA. Its product is annotated as sodium- and chloride-dependent taurine transporter. Gene Ontology annotation, cellular component: plasma membrane. The record is from RefSeq and is a predicted model, not a curated record. Lineage: Eukaryota; Metazoa; Mollusca; Cephalopoda; Octopoda; Octopodidae. Gene Ontology annotation, biological process: sodium ion transmembrane transport; amino acid transport; nitrogen compound transport.
AGGUAUAGCCCUGUUGAUCAUGACCUACAUUCGCUGUUUGAUGUUUUCUGUGGAAAUGUCCUACGGUUUAUUUUACACAUUUGCUUCUCUUCAGCAACCAUUUCCCUGGAGUCUGUCCAAAUAUAACAAAACCUUAUGGCCAUCAAUCAUUGGGAUAUAUGAUUCAGGUGCUGACCGUUAUUUAAAUCUUGAUGUCUUGCAGAGAACUGAACAUAUUGGUGAGAGUGGUACCCUAGUAUGGCACCUCAGCCUUGUCCUACUUGCCACUUGGAUUAUUAUUUAUUUCUGUGUCUUUCGAGGGGCUGCAUGGAUCGGGAAGGUAUUUAUGGUUUUGUGUCCAGUCACUAUGGGACUUUUGGGCAUUGUCCUCAUCUACGGCCAUGCUGUAGUCCCAACAGCUGAAAAAACCUUUAGUUAUAUGUUCUUGGGAUACUUUGACAUCUCGAAAACUGAGGAUGAAGUGAAGAAUGAAGUUGGUCAAGCCAUUAAAAAUCAUCUUGGAGAUCCAAAGACUUGGAUGGAUGCUCUUAUAAUGCAUAUCUAUAGUAUGGGUUUGUGGUCUGGAGUUGUUCCCAUGCUGGGAAGUCAUCUGCCAAACAAGAAAGUUUUACUCAACACUGCAUGGAUGUUACUACUGUUAACAUAUGGACUUCUACCACAUUGGCUUCUUGUAGCCAUUGUUCCCUACAUCAACCCUCAAGAUAUUGGUGGUGUGUUGUCCUCAACUUCAGGAAUGAAACAAGGUCUUCCCGUGUUACUGGUAUCGGUUGCCAAUACAUUCUCUCAAUACAAUUUAUCUCCAGUUAUUGCUUCGAUGGUCUAUCUGUCUUUUUUCUUACUGGCACUGCUUCAUCAGAUCAUCCAUCUGGAAGUGGUAUUGGACAGCUUCUUACUCUCAUUGCCAACAUCCCUCCAUCGAUUUCUUAACAGGCGAGAGUACACUAUUGCCAUUGUAUGCUUUUUCUCACUGCUGGUCAGUCUGUCAUGUGUUUGUCAGGGAGGAUUCCACCUGUACACACUUGUCAACAACUACCUUGAUAGAUACUUAUGUGUUCUCAUUCUGAUUACAACUGUUCCAUUUAUCAUUGCCUAUAUUAAACAAGAAUCUCUCCAUUUCCCAAUUGAACGAGCCUGCAUGACCAUGUGGUUUGGAAUAGCACCACUCAGUGCUGCUUGUCUCCUGACUUAUUUCAUGAUAAGGUAUGUGUACGCCACACCUGUGGUUGGCUAUGAAGAACGCUGGGCUAAUGGCAUUGGAUGGGCAAUUGCUGCUGGACCCAUUGUAUUAGGUAUUGGACUGGGCACAUUCUUUGUUCUCCACAAGCAGAAAGGAACAUUAAAAGAAAGAUUCCUCCAGUCACUUCGUAUAGAAACUACUGUGCUUGAAACCAACCAGUCUGAGUUUGACUCAGUGGAAACUGGAGAUACACCCUUAAAUAGAUCACCUCCAACAGAGAUGAAGAAAAGACCCCUCGAUUUCGACAUUGAGACGGUCGAUGAUAUCUGCGCCGAUGAAGAAAUUAAUACAGUGAAGAUUGUUGAGGUCACUCUGCAGAGCAAAGACAAAUCCAAAGCUGCCGAUGUAUGAUCUGGCCACAAAGAGGUUCUAAGAAGAACAAAACAACAAAAAGAAGCAUUGAAAGAAAAUCUGAAGAACACCAAAUGUGUUACAUGAUAUUUAUGUAUCAAUAUAGAAUGUUUGUGGUGCGUACAUGCAUGUGCAUAUAAGUGUGUGUGUGUGUGUGCGUGCAUGUGUCUGUGUGUGUGUGUGUGAGUACACAUACACUUAAAGAAUAAAUUAUAGCAUUGAAUGUUGUCAUUUGGAUAUCUGAAAGUAUACAUAUUAUGUACUAUGUAAAAGUUAUAAAUAUUUAUAAACAUAUAUAAACAUAUAUACAUAUAAAUAUAUACAUACAAACACACACACACACACACAUAUAUAUAUAUAUAUAUAUAUAUAUAUAUAUACCCACACACAAAUAUAUAUACACAAACAUAUACAUGUCGGUAUAUAGAUAUAUGCAAAUGUGUGUGUGAGAGAGAUAUGUAUAUAUACAUACAUACAUAUAUAUAUAAAUUUAAAGAAUGGAGUAAACGCAUAUUAUAA